This is a messenger RNA of Plasmodium relictum, 8025 nucleotides long. Its product is annotated as conserved Plasmodium protein, unknown function. The record is from RefSeq and is a predicted model, not a curated record. The coding region runs from base 1 to 8025 and encodes 2674 amino acids. Lineage: Eukaryota; Apicomplexa; Aconoidasida; Haemosporida; Plasmodiidae. The transcript has 2 exons.
AUGCACAUACAGAAACAUUUUUCGUUAAUCCCCACUGAAGAUAAAAAUUUAGAAAAUUUAGUAAACGAGCUAGCUGAAUCUAAAAAGAAUAUCAGAGAAAUACAAAAGUUUGGGACAAAAAUAAAAAAAUUUGAUGAAAAUCUAUAUAAAGAUAAUACAAAUAUAAAAGAAAAAGAUGUUAUUCAAACAUCCCAUAAUUUUUUUAAAAAAAAGGACAAAGCAGGUAACUCUGAAGAAAACAUAAAUGGAGUUAAUAGAAAUACCACUUUUAUAAAUAAAGAAUUGAGAGAGAAUAAAAACUUACAUAAUAAACAUAAAAAUAAUAAUAUUUUCUAUAUUGAUAAAGAUUUUAAUGAUGAUAAUCUGUCUUCCUAUAACAGUAAAUUAAAUUUACCUAAUGUUAAAGAAAGUAAAUUGUUUCAAAGAAUUUUUAAAAAUAUUACAGAAGAGAAAAUAAAAAGUAAAAAUAAAAAAAUAGAAAAUAAAAAUCUAAAUAGCAGUAAAAAUAAUCAUUUAAGUGAAUCUAUUAUUGAACUGAAAAAAGUUUUAGAUGAUAAAAAAAAAAUUAUUUCAACUUUAAAAUUUAAAAAUAAAAGUUAUAAUUCUCAAAGUAUAUAUAACACUUCAUUUGAUUCAGAAAAUAGUAGUUUUGAAAACUUUCAUAACUGUAAAGGAAAAAAUUUAGAAAAUGUUUUGAAUUAUAAUUUUAAAAAUAGCAAUGAAAAUAUUGAAAAAAAAAGAGAAAAUAAAGAAAAAGAAGUAGGGGAAAAAAAAGAAGAGAAAAAGAAAGAAAAACAAAAAAAAAAAGAAUCACAGGAAAAAGAAAAAAAAAAGAAAAAAAAAGAAAAAAAAGAUAAUAAAGAAGAAAAAGCAAGUAAUAUCAAUAAUAUUACAAAUGAAUAUUCUAACAUAAUUUCUGAAAAUUAUUCUGUUAAUUGUAAAAAAAAAAAUGCUAGUAAUGUAUGUAUUGAAAAUAAUGAUAAAGAUCAAGAUAAGAAAUAUAAAACUAAAAAUAUGUUAUAUAAAAAUUAUAAAGGGAACAAAAUUAACAAUAAAAAAAAAAAAUUAAUAAUAAAAAGUACGUAUAAAACUAAUAAUAAUAAUACAUCAAAUAAUGAAAAUGAUAUACACUUUAGAGACAACAAAAUAAAUAAUAAAAAAUAUUUUUGUAAUGAUAAUUAUAGUGUAGAAAGUGAAAAAUUUUACUUGAAUAAUGAGAAAAAUUUUGGAAGUUUUAGAAAAAAGAGAAAAAAUAUAGAAAAUUCUCGUCAAAAAUUUUCUGAAAUGCAAGACAUUUCAAAAAUAAAUAAGAAUCACAGAUGCAACAGUUUAAAAGAAAGAAAAUUGCAUUUUAAAAUGCUAAAUGAUUCUGUACAUAGCCUAAGGAGCAACGAUGAUUUUAUUUUUAAAAAUAAGAGCAACUACCAUAAUAAGAAUUUACUAAAUACAGAUAUUUCUUAUAAAAAGAAGAAAGAAAAAAAUUAUUUGGAAAAAAUAAAUUAUAUUAAAAAUCCAUUAAAAGAAAAUUUUUUUUAUAAAUUAAGUAAAUCUCCUUUUAGCAAAUUUCAAAUAUUAGCAUUAAAAAAAAAAAAAAAAAAAAUUAGCUUUCAUUUUUCAAUCUCAAAAAAAUAUAAAAAAAAAAACAUAGAAAAGCAUAUUAACAUAUUUAAAAAAUGUUUAUACAGAAAUAAAGAAGACACAAGAGAUAGGAUUAAUGAAAAAUAUUUUAAUAAUUUUAAAGGCCAGCUUAACAACCAUGCAUCAGAUAUAUGUAUCAGAUUUAGCUUGAAUAAUACAAAGGAUUAUAAUUUAGAAAAAAAUAGCAAAGAUAAUAUUAAAAAUAGUGAUAAUGUGUUAAAGGAAUUCAAAAUAAAUAAUAAUGUUGGAAUCAACUACAGUAAUAAUAAUAAUACAUUGCUUGGAAAUUUGUAUAAAAAAAAUAAAUAUGGAUAUUCUAUGAUUAAUAGUAAUAAAAAUGUUAGCAAAUUAAUUAGAAAUAACUUAAAUAAAAAAUUAAAUAAAAGUGAAUUUGUUGAAAAUUAUAUUAAAAAUGAAGAAAAAGAAAAAAAGAAUUGUGGAAAUAAUAAAAAAUUAAGUGAAGAAAAAGAUAAAAUAGAUAAAUUGUAUAAAGGAAUCAAAUCAGCUUUAAAUUAUUCUCUAAAAAGCUCUGAUGAAAAAAAAAUAUCUAGUAAUUUCUCAAAUGAAAAUAUAAUAAAUUUAAAUAAUUCUAACGGCUAUGAUAUUAAUUCGAAUAAAUCAAUUUCCUUAAAUAAUAAAAUAAAUAAUUAUAUAAAUAAGUCUGACUUUAUAAAUAGAGCGUCUUCUAUUGAAAAAUAUGAGAAUAUAAAAAAAAAUACAAUAUUAGAUAACUGUAACUUGGUAAAAAAUAAUUAUAAAGAGAAAGGAAAAAACAUUAGUGAUAUAUCAGGUACUUAUUCAUCAAAAGAGUUAAUUACAAAAAGAGACGAAGUUUUUUAUAAAAAAGAAUAUAAAAAAAAUACUAAAUAUAUGAGCAGAAAUAAAAAUAAAUUUAAAAAUAGUGAUAAAAAAGAAAUAAUGUGUAAAAAUGAUGAUAACAACAAAUAUAAACAUAAAAAUAAAAAAAAAAUACUUAUGGAAGUAUUAUCUUUUUACAAAAGGUAUAAUUAUAAACUGAAAAUGUUGUUAUUAGAAGAAUAUAACUAUUUAAAAUGUUUAAGGACUAAUAUCAGCAAAAAUACACAAAAAAUUAAGAAAUUCAAAAAUGGAAUAUCUGAUGAUUAUUAUACUAAUGAGGAAUUUGAACAUGAUAAGGAAUAUUUUGAUAAAAUUUUUGAUCCAUUAAGUAAUUAUUUAUCAAAAGAUCAUAAAGUAUGUAAUUUAUAUGAAGAAAAUCGAAAUCAUUUUGUUAAUGGAGAUGAUUUAAAAAAAAAAGAAGAAAAUCUAAUUAAAUUUUAUACUAAUAAUAUAGGUAUUAUAAGUAUCUAUAUUGAAGCAAAAAGAAGAAUAAGAAAAAUUGAAAAAUAUUUAGAGGAAAUUAAAAAAGGUUCCUUAGAAAAAAAAAAUAAUAAUUCGAAAAAAAAACUAACAGAGAAUUCUAAAAAGAAAGAAGAUAAAAAUAUAUAUGAAAAAAAUAUCAUAAAGUUUAGUUAUGAUAAUGUAGACUAUAUAAAAAAAAAUCAUUUUGAAUUAAAUAAAAACAAGAUAGAAAUAAAUAAUAUUGAAAACAUUAAAAGAAAAAAAAAAUUAAAAAAUAAGUUAUAUUUAUGUAAUUCAUUAAAAAUGAAAAACUUUUUAAAUAAAGAAAAAGAAAAAAAAAUUUUCACAAAAAAUAAGUGGAAGAAAGUAAAAAAAAAUAAUAAUUUUAAGUAUAGUUUUUUAAAUGAAAUAUAUUUUAGAAAUAAUUAUAAAUAUUUGGUCAGAAUAAAACCACAUAAAUAUACACCAUUUAAUAGGAAACUUUUAGAAGUAAAAUAUAAAAUUAUUUCUAAUAGAUUAUUUAAUGGAAUUAAAAAAAGUUUUAUAAUUUCAUUUUUUAAUAAUAAAAAAAAAUUAUAUAAAAGAAGUUACUAUAAGAAUUGUAGUGAUUAUAAAAAAUUUAUACUUCCAUUCCAAAACAAAAAAUAUUAUUACAACUUAUUAGGUAUAGGAAAAAAUGAUUUUUUUAAAAAGUUUAAGAAUAUUUCAAAGUUUAUUGAUAAACCAAGUUAUGAAAAUGUUUAUGAAUUAGAGAAAAAAAAUAAUAGUAACAACUUUAAUUUUGUUAAUGAAACAACUAAAAACAAUUAUAAUUUUUGCAAUAGUGGUAUCGAUAAAAAUUGCCCUUAUAAUGUUACAAAAAAUAAUGUAAAACAUAAUACUGGUAAUAAUCAUAAUAAUACUAAUGUUAAGAAUAUUACUAUUCAUGAAGAUAAUUCUUUUAAUAUUGAGGAAAAUAAUAAUAAUAAUGAAAAAAGUUUUAUUAAUAAAGAAAAUGAUAAUUAUACUACAAUUGAUAAAGGUAUGAAUAAUAAAUAUAGCAAUAGUAAUAAUAGUACAAGAGAGGAUACUGACAUUAAUUUAUUUUAUAAAUUAAAUAACAAAUUAAAUGUAGAAAAUAAUGUAGAGAAAGAGAGAACGAAAUAUAUAAAAAAUAAAAUCAAAAAUGAUAAAAUAAAUAACUGUAAUUUAAACUAUAAGCAAAACAAAGAGAGAGAAAAUAAUUGCAUAGGAUAUAAUAUUUUUGUUGAUCAUGAUGCCAAAAUUAUAAGUAAUAGUUUAAAUAAAAUAAGUUAUAAUUUGAAUAAUUCUAAUUUAUUAGAUGAAAGUGAAGUGUAUAAAAAAUUUUAUGAUAAUUCUUUAAGAAAAAAAAACAUAAUCAUUUCACACAAUUCAAUAAACGCGUUUGAAGCUAAAAAUGAUCUUAAAUUAGAAAAUAAUAAUAAUUGUAAGAGAAAUAAUAUUUAUAGAAAAUAUGAAUCAAUGCCAAAUAAUAAUUUACUUAAUUCUUGCAAAAAAAAUAUUUUCAUAUCGUCAAAUAACAAAGACUUGAUCAUAAAUUCAAUUAAUUGUGAGGAAUCUACUGAUCUUUUUAAAUUUUAUAAUAAAAAUAAAAAGGAAAAAGAAAAAAUAGGUAGCUUAAAAUUACCAGAAUUAGAUUUUCAACUUAUAAAUAAAACAAAUAAAUGUAAAAAUGAUAAGAUAGAAAGAAAAGAGUGUUACUUUAAUAAUUGUGAAAAUGUAUAUGAUGGAAAUGAAAAUAAGUGUAAAAAUAUCUAUGAAUUAGAUAGCUCAUAUAACAAAAUUAUUAAUACCCCUUUUAAUAACAAAGAAGUAUUUUGUCAAGAUAAUAAAAAGGAAAUACAAAUGAAUAGUUUUAAAUAUGAAGAACAAAUAGAAGAAAAAGGAAAUGAAGAUAAAUGUAAAAAAAAAAAUUUAUCAAUGAAAAGUUCAAUUGAAAAAAUAGAACAGAAAAAAAACAAUUCGAAGAGUUAUAUGAAGAAAACAAUUUCAGAGGGAAAUAUAAAUGAAUGUAAGGAAAUAUAUGAGGAGAAAUAUGAGAAGAAUAAAGAAGGGAUUUUAUAUGAUGGCAAUAAUGAUAAAAAUAGAAUUUAUGAUCAAAUUUUUAUAAAUAAUUCUAAUAAAAAUUUCACUUUAAAUAAAUUGGUUAAUAAUAUAAAUGAUAAAGCAACACAAAAAGGAUCUGAAGAUAAUUUUCUUUUAAAUAAUAAUGAUUUUAAUAUAGAAAACGUGAACUUAAUAAAGUCUAUAGAACAAGAAAAUAAACUAAAUAAUAAGGAUAAUGAUAUUUAUGACUUAAAUAAAAUUCAAAACAAAAAUAAUUUUGAUUCAUCAUUUUUACGAACAAACUUUACUGAUUUUAAUGAAAAUAUAUAUUUUCCUUCAACUCAAGUAAAUGAUAAGUAUGAAGAAGCUAUAUUUAGAAAUAUAGGACCUUUUGAAAAAGAUACGAAAGGGAAUAUUGCAAAAAAAGAAAUAAGUGAUUCAUAUAAAAAUGAAUCUCAUGAUAUGAGAAAAAGUAAAGAAAAAGUAUUACAAGAUAAUGAAAGAAUAUUUUAUAAUAUAAAUUCUUCUCUUUUAAACACUGAAAACAAUAGAUUAGAAUCUUCUGAAACAAUUAAUUUUAAUGACUGUAAAAUAAAUUUUAAUAAAUUGAAUUUCUUAAAUUUUAUAAAAAACGAAAAUUAUAAUUGCUGUUUUGAUAUUAAUACAUCAGAUAAUAUAAUUAAUAAUACAAAUACAAAUAUGUGUAAUAUUUUUAAGGAUAAAGACAAAAAUAAUUUGUUUAUAAAAAAAAAUGAUAAAUUAAAAAAAAAGGAUUUUGCGUGUAGUGAGCUCAAUAGUUCCAUUAAUUCUUUAAAUGAAAAAAAUGAAAAUUAUUUAAAGUCACUAAAAAAUAAGAGAUAUAAUUUAAAAAAAUUAAAAUCUGAUGAAAAUGAAAAUGAAAAUGAAAAUGAAAAUAUAAAUAUCAGAUUAUUCAACUUUUGCAAUACUUAUUGUGAUAAAGAAAAUUCUAAGCUUAAUGAAAGAGAAUCAAUUAAGAAAAUUUUUAAUUGUAAUGACAAAUAUUAUGAACAAAAUCAUAUAUAUGAUGAUGAAAAUAUUCAACAAAGUUACAAAGAUAAUUUAAGUUAUAUAAGUAGAAAAAAUUUUAAUGAUGAUUAUUAUAGCAGUGAAGAUUUUCUACAAAGCUUUGAACAUUUAGAUGAAAUGAAUACUUCAAUUGAAAAUAAUACUUUCAAAAAAUUAUCUGAUAGUAUUAUUAAUAUAGGAAAAUUAGAUAAAAUUAUAGAAAAACUACGUAAGAUGAAAAUACAUAUAAUGGAUAAUAACAAUUAUAUACAAUGCAUAUAUUGCGGAAAGUAUUUAUUUAAAUUAGAAAAUUAUAGUGGUGAAGAUUUUUUAUCUUUAUCAAAAAACUUAAAUAUGAGAAAAGAAAAUUUUUUGUGCACUAUUUGUAAGUAUAAAAUAAAAAUACUAAAUAAAUAUAAAGAUAAUAUAACAUUAAAAAAUGGUAAUAUAAAAAAAAAAAAUUCUAAAGAACAAACCAAUGAUGGUAAUAUGAAAAUGCAUAAUAAUACAAAAGAUAAAAUAAAAUAUUUUGAAAAUAAUUUUGAUUUAGAUAAUUUUAAUUGUUUCUCCAUUAACUUACGUAGCAGAAAUAAAUUACAGUGUGAUUAUAUUCAAAAUAUAAUGUUUAAUAAAAAUAUGCAUAAUAACAAAAAAGAAUUCAAUUUUUUUCAAUAUAAUGAUUCAUCUUACAAGGAUAACAGUUGUAAUGACUUAGGUUAUAUUUCGGAUUAUGAUACUGAAGAAAAGAAAUUUUUAUUUUCUAAUCAAAAUUCAUUUGAGAAUAAAAAAUUAAAAAGUUUUGGUAAUUGUAGUACAUCUCCAAGUUUAAUAAAUUUUGGAGAAAAAUACUCUACUAGUAAUUAUAUUCCUAAUAAAGGUAUCAUUUUUAAUAAUGAAGUUACAUUUAACAAUGUUGAAAACAAAGAAAAAAGUGAUAUUAUUAAUUACCAUUAUCCUUAUAAUGUUAAGAACUUUGUUUUUAAUAAUAAAAGCUGUGAUUAUUAUAAUAAAAAAUGGGAUUACUUAAAUUUAGAAAACGAAAUAAAUUUUAAAAAUAAAUCGUAUAGUAGCGAAAAUUUUACAUUUAACAAUAAAUCUAAAUAUAAUUUUAAAAAAAUGAGUAAAAACUUUUCUCUUAAUGUUAACCUAUUAAACAAAAAAAAAGCAAAAAAUGAUUUAUUAAAAUACAAUGAUAAUGAUCACAUAUAUUAUAAUAGUAAUUACAUGAACUGUACUAAUAAUAGUGAUUAUAACUAUGAGAAAAAUUCUAAUAGAAAUGACAGUGAUGAAUGCUAUAAAAAUUUAAGCAAAACAUAUGGAACGAACAUUGGAGUAAUGAACACAAAAUAUCCAAAUAAUAAUACAUUAGAGGGUGAGAUAGAAAAAAAUAAAAUAAAAGAGAGUGAUCAAAUAAGCAUUACACAUAAAACAAAAUUUGAAAAUAAACAAGAUAAAGAAUUUGAAAAAGAUGAAAAAAUUAUUAUAAAAAAGAAAGAAUUAGACAAUGAAAUAGAAGAUAAAAAAAAAAUAGAAUUAGAAAAGGAAAAGGAAAUGAUAUAUGAAGUGAUGAGAAAGGAAAAUGAAAAAAGAUUAAACAUAAAUAAUAAUUUGUUCAAACAAUAUUGCAGUAAUUUUGAUUACUUUAAAGAUAAAGAAUGUAAUAAUGAUUAUGAAAAAAAGGAAAAUCCAUAUGCAUUUAUUCAAAACGACUUUAUUAAUUUUGAAAAUAAAGAAGAAUCCAAUUUAAAUAUAAAAAAUAAUUUUUUAAAAAAAUUAUUAAGUAGGAAUAAUUCAAAUAGUAAGGAAUUUAAUAACUUUUUGUAUAAAAAAAAAAAUAGCUUUUAUGAUUCUUUUUUAAUGAAUAAAGGCAUAAACAUAUCAGAAAAUUCAAUUGACACAAAUAAUUGUUUUAAUAAUGCUUACUUAAAUAAUUUAUUUAUUUCUCAAAGAGAAAAAGAUUCUUUAUAUUAUUGA